GAGGGCUGGAGAUCACCACGGACGCUCCGUCACCGCAGAGGCACCCCUGCACACACACCCACGGGUUUCGGGUGCCCACAAAGGGGAACAACUGAAAACUGCUGUUGCAGAGAGAGCACACAGCAAGCAGCUGAUCAGCUCAUCCAGCCACUUACGACGGGGUGGAAAACUAACUCUGAAACAAAUGCCUUUUAACUGAAACAUUCAUUGAACUCCCCCCAGUGAAACACCUCCAGCAGAUCCAGAGCUUAGAUUAAUUUCCUUCAGCUCGCUAAAGUCAACAUUCCAGGGCUUUAAGGGAUGUGACCUGUAACCUGAAGCUGCUCAAACACCAAAUUAGGGCAGGUUAUGACAUUUUGCCAGGGGUUGCACUGCCCAUUUUACCCAGGGUUCGUAACAGCCCGGCGGCUCCUCCUCUGGCAGAGCUGGGACGCUCUCUGGGACACACUCGUCCCUGCCCGUGACCGGACUUUAAAAUCAGCUUUAGAGAAAACUCUACCAGAUCAUUCCAAGGAGCUGAAUGCACCCCGGGAGGAAGGCAGCAAGCGCAUGAAUCCUGCUCUCUCUGAAUUUCAAGGGCUCUAACAGGCAGAAGAACUAGUUUUGCCCAGUACGGCUCCUCUGCCCCACGCUGGAAAUGUCAGAGCCCAGCAUCCUCCUGCUCCGCGCCUGCCUGGCGCUGCUGGCCAUGCCCAUCUACCUGCUCUCCUUCCUGGGCAUAUGGGAGCCCUUCUGCAAGAAGAUAUUUUUCCCUUUCUUCUUAGAGAAGCUUUCUGCAGUUCACGAAAAGAAAGUGAAGAAGCAGAAGCAGGAGCUAUUCAGCAACCUCCCCGAUUUCAGGAGCCCCUCAGGGGAGCUGAAGCUGCUGGAGAUCGGCACUGGCUGCGGCCCCAACUUCCAGUUCUACCCACCAGGCUGCAGAGUUACCUGCACCGACAUCAACCCCAACUUCCAGCAGGGCCUCUCCAGAAGCAUGAGCAAGAACCAGCACGUCCAGUACGAGCGGUUCCUCGUGGCUGCAGCAGAAGACCUGCACCAGGUGCCCAGCGGGUCCAUGGACGCCGUCGUCUGCACCCUGGUCCUCUGCUCCGUGCAGGACGUGAACGGCACCCUGAGGGAGGUCCAGCGAGUGCUCCGACCGGGAGGCGCUUUCUAUUUCUUGGAGCACGUGGCCGCUGACCGUUCCAGCUGGAGGUACUUUUGGCAGCAGGUCUGUUACCCGACUUGGAAACUCAUCUUUGCUGGGUGCUGCCUACAGAGGGAGACCUGGAAGAAUCUUGAACAGGCCAAGUUCUCGGAGCUGAGCCUGCGGCACACAAGCGUGGAGCUGGCCUGCACCCCCAUCAAGCCCCACAUCAUCGGGUACGCCGUCAAGUAGCUCCCACCCCACUCUCCUGCCCCCCGAGAGCCCUUGGCAUAAUCAACGCACACAAUACGGCAUAGGCUAAUCCAGACCUCCCAAUCCAGGCAGCAUGGUGAAGGACUUUUAAUUAAGUUUCUGAUUCAAGCGUCAAAUGAGAAGAGAGGGUCCGUUUGCUAAGCACCUCUGAAGCACUGCGGCUGACGGUGCCUCACUGGACCCAGUGCAGCCACGAGGGAUCCUGUGGGGCUGCAGGGGAACGGGAACAGCCCAGCAGGCAGGGAAAAAUACGUAUGAGCUCAAAGGAACCACCCGGUAAGCUGUGGGCAGGGACCCUGCAGGGGCUCCCCACGCCGGGGUCAGCCAUCGCAGGGCUGGGCCCGCUCCCCUGCCCACGGUCAUGGCUUCAGCUGGGCCGGUGGUGGCCCCGGACAGUGGCCGGUGCUGUGGCCUGGGGACGGGGACAGCGUGACGGCGCAGCGGUGGCUCCGGUGUCGCUGAGCUCACGAGGCCAUUCCUGCUCCUCACCCCCCAACAGCGAUGGGCUGGGGGGCACCAGGGGCCAGAAGGGGACACGGCCGGGACUGACCACAGGGAUGUUCCCACCACGUGCCGUCGUGCUCGGGGCACAAAGCUGGGGAAGGAGAAAGAAGGGGGGCCGUCGGGAGCGAUGGCGUUUGUCUCCCCAAGGCCCCGCUGGCGGGAUGGAGCCCGGUGUUCCUGGGGACGGCUGAACCCCCCCCGCCACGGGGGGCAGGGCACGGAGCCCUCCCUUCGCUUUGCUUGUGCGCGGCUUUUGCUUUACUUAUUAAACCCUCUUUAUCUCAA
Molecule: messenger RNA, 2188 nt
Organism: Calidris pugnax (ruff)
Lineage: Eukaryota; Metazoa; Chordata; Aves; Charadriiformes; Scolopacidae
Gene: TMT1A
Product: methyltransferase like 7A
Exons: 2
Coding region: 638-1378 (246 amino acids)
Molecular function (GO): S-adenosylmethionine-dependent methyltransferase activity
Source: RefSeq, a predicted model, not a curated record